Messenger RNA from Gastrolobium bilobum, 1050 nucleotides. RefSeq names its product 2-oxoglutarate-dependent dioxygenase AOP3-like. The record is from RefSeq and is a predicted model, not a curated record. Bases 1 to 927 code for a protein of 308 amino acids. Gene Ontology annotation, molecular function: dioxygenase activity. NCBI's taxonomy places the organism in Eukaryota, Viridiplantae, Streptophyta, Magnoliopsida, Fabales, Fabaceae. The transcript is spliced from 3 exons.
AUGGGUUCUGAAGGACAGCUCAACCUUCCUGUUCUAGAUUUCUCAAAGAAAGAUUUGAAGCCAGGGACCAAUACCUGGUUAUCAACAUGCACAAGUGUGCGCCAAGCAUUUGAAGAGUAUGGCUGCUUCAUAGUUUUGUAUGAUAAAGCUUCUGAUAAGCUUCAAAAUGGUGUAUUCGGUUCACUGAAGGAGCUGUUCAAUCUCCCAACAGAAACCAAACUGAAGAACACAUAUGAGGGCAAGCCCUUGAAAGGCUACGUUGGACAGCACCCCAAGAUUCCACUCCAUGAAAGCAUGGGCAUAGAUGAGGGAGCAACACUUGAGGGGAUUCAAAGUUUCGCUGAAAAAUUAUGGCCUAACGGAAAUGAUCAAUUCUGUAAAUAUUUGUUUGAGUAUGCAAAGCUAGCAGAAGAAUUGGAUCGGAUGGUGGCCAGAAUGAUAUUUGAAAGCUAUGGUCUGGUGGAGCACUAUGACGCAUACAUAGGAUCAACAAGUUAUCUCCUCCGACUUUUGGCACACAAAGCACCGGAACAGGUUGAACCUCAACUGGGUUUUGUGUCUCACACUGACAAGAGCUUCACAACAAUUCUUCACCAGAAUCAUGUCAACGCACUCAUGGUGGAGACAAAGGAUGGUAAUUGGAUUGAUGUCGAUUACUCUUCACCUACUUCCUUUGUCGUCAUGGCUGGCGAUGCACUCAUGGCUUGGAGCAACGACAGAAUAAAGUCUCCUAAUCAUAAAGUACUUUUGAUGACUGGGAAUGAAAUAAGGUAUUCUCUUGGUCUGUUUGCCUUCUGCAGAGGGAUUUUACAAGUACCUGAAGAGCUAAUUGAUGAGGAACACCCUUUGCAAUAUAAGCCAUUUGAUCAUCUUGCAUUACUGAACCUCGCAUACAGUGCUAAUAUUAAAGAUUAUUGUGGUGUGUGAAAAGUUUGCUUAGGUUUAAAUUUUAAACAAGUUGUGUGAUAUAUAUCACAUACUAUUAUAUCUUUGGCAAGAUCUUCUGUUUGUUCUGUCGCAAGAUUUUAAUUAUGUGGGUGGUUACGUUUU